Molecule: messenger RNA, 868 nt
Organism: Lactuca saligna
Lineage: Eukaryota; Viridiplantae; Streptophyta; Magnoliopsida; Asterales; Asteraceae
Source: the annotation of a GenBank genome assembly
GAACGAUUGUUGAAGCCUGAAGGCCUGUGGGAGUGGUAUAUAAAGGAAUUCCAGGAAAACCUUCAGUAGUUAGUAGCGGGAAACGGAAAUGGCAUUAAGCAAUUCGCAGAAGGAGCUUCUAAACCUAAUCCGCGAUGUCUCUACAGAAAAAUCUCAAGGAGAGCGUAAGAUAGUAAACCUGAAGCGGGAGAUUCAACAGCUCCAAUCGGAACUUGACUCUGUGAAUUUGGAGCUUGAAGAAGCCAAGCGCUUGAAAGAAUGUACUGAACAGGAGCUAAAAGGCUACGAAGUUGAAUUGGCAAUGAGCGAAUCCUCAAUCCAAGCUUUACAGGGACGGAUUUCUUUGAUACAGGAUGAAAUAUUUACAGUUGGAUCUGAUUUGGAGGCACUUAAGAAUGAAGAAAGGGCUUUGCUAGAUGACUUCAUUGGCAAAAUGUUUGACCUUAAUGCAAAGAUUAGAAAGUUCCAGCAGUCUGUGGAUUCUGCCACUAUUGAAGCAUUUAACAGUGACACAAUCUCACAACAUGUGGACAUGGUAUAUUCUAAUACAAAAGAAACUGAAGAAGCCAAAAGAGAUCUUGAAGAUAAGCUUGCUCAAAUAAUCUCUGAAACCAACAUUGAAGAAGACAAAUUUCAAUCAGAACAAAUUCUUUAUAUGCAGGAGAAAAAAGAGCUUGAGGAUUUGAACCAUAGAAUAUCUUUGAUGGAAGCAACGAGAAUGCCCUUUUGUCCAUCUUUGUGUUUUUCCUUGACAAGAUCUACAAAGACAUCUAAAUUGGAAGAAGCAUACGCUUCCUUUGAAAAGUCAGGGAAUCUAAUUUUUGGUGAUGUGUUUGUUUCUUUAGAUUUAAAAAAGAAUGCAAUUUAA